ACUCUUGCACCUUGAAAACACACAGAUACAUAAAAAGAAAAGAACACCACUGUUCACUGUUCCUUUUUGAGCAGCCAUGGAUGUUCUUCUCAUCUUAUGCUUGUCCGUUCCAAUGUUGUAUUCAAUCUAUGUCCUCUCCAAGUUACUGAUUAUGAAUCGAAGAGGGAAAUCAUGUUACAUGGUGGCCUAUGAAUGCUUCAAGCCACCAGAGGACACAAAACUCGACACAGAUUCCUGCACAAGAAUCGUGAUGCGCAACAGAAACCUUGGCUUAGAGGAGUACAGAUUCCUCCUCAAAACCAUCGUCAACUCCGGCAUCGGCGAGAACACUUACUGCCCACGAAUCGUUCUCGACGGCAGAGAAGAAUGCCCCACUCUCAAAGACAUUCACGACGAGAUCGACGAGAUCAUGUUCCAAACCCUCGAUAACCUCUUCAACAACACCGGAAUCGCUCCCUCCGACGUCGACAUCCUCGUCGUCAAUGUCUCCUUAUUCUCCCCCUCACCUUCCCUCACCUCGAGAAUCGUCAACCGCUACAAGAUGCGAGAGAAUGUUAAGAGCUUCAAUCUCUCUGGAAUGGGGUGCAGUGCCAGCGUGGUUGCUAUUGAUUUAGUGCAACAGCUCUUUAAGUCUUACACCAACUCCAUCGCCGUCGUGGUUAGCACGGAGGAUCUCGGUGCUCAUUGGUAUUGCGGAAGGGACAAGAUGAUGAUGCUCUCUAACUGUCUCUUGCGAUCCAGCGGCUGUUCAAUGCUCUUCACUAACAAACCAAGCAUGAAGAACCGCGCAAUCCUCAAACUCAAGCACAUGCAGAGAACACAGUACGGUGCAGACGACGAAGCUUACAGUUGCUGCAUACAGGUAGAAGACGAGCAAGGCCACGCCGGUUUCCGGUUAACCAAGAGUCUGGUCAAGUCAGCAGCUCUGGCCUUGACCGUUAACCUCCAAGAAAUGGCGCCAAAGAUUCUCCCUCUCUGGGAGCGAGUCAGAUUCUUCCUGGUUUGUGUUCGUAAAAGCAUCAAGAAAGGUGAAACCUUGAGAGUUUUGGAGAUUCUUCUUGGGAACAAGAAUAAGACGAAGAAGGGGAGCUUGAUGAACAACGUUCUUGGCGGUGGAGGGUUGAAUUUCAAGGCGGGGAUAGAGCAUUUUUGCGUGCACCCCGGAGGGAGAGCGGUUAUCGACGGCGUUGGGAAAGGAAUGAGGCUGAAUGAGUAUGACCUUGAGCCGGCGAGGAUGGCGCUGCACCGGUGGGGGAACACGUCGGCCGGUGGAUUGUGGUACGUUCUUGGGUACAUGGAAGCGAAGAAGAGGUUGAAGAAGGGAGAUCGGAUAUUGAUGAUAAGCCUUGGUGCUGGUUUCAAGUGUAAUAACUGCGUUUGGGAAGUUAUGAAAGAUUUGUCGGAUCAGAAUGUGUGGAAGGACUCCAUUGAUUCUUAUCCUCCUGCUUCUCUCGCCAACCCUUUCAAGGACAAGUACGAUUGGAUCAACGAUGAGGAUCUUAGCUUUGUUAGGUUCGAUUAUACCAAGUUUUCUUUGGGAUAAACACCAUUAAUGUCGCUUAAUUAUUGAUUAUUCAAAUAAGUUUCUGUUCAUGUAAAAAUAUAAAUUCGUGUAAAGGCGAUCAUUAAGAAUUUAAAGAUGGCACAUGUUAAUCCAUCUAAUGAUUCUUUACGUGAAAAAAAUAUUUUGAUG
Molecule: messenger RNA, 1693 nt
Organism: Arachis ipaensis
Lineage: Eukaryota; Viridiplantae; Streptophyta; Magnoliopsida; Fabales; Fabaceae
Gene: KCS19
Product: 3-ketoacyl-CoA synthase 19
Biological process (GO): fatty acid biosynthetic process
Cellular component (GO): membrane
Molecular function (GO): acyltransferase activity, transferring groups other than amino-acyl groups
Source: RefSeq, a predicted model, not a curated record